Molecule: messenger RNA, 1173 nt
Organism: Falco peregrinus (peregrine falcon)
Lineage: Eukaryota; Metazoa; Chordata; Aves; Falconiformes; Falconidae
Gene: CEP15
Product: centrosomal protein 15
Exons: 6
Coding region: 325-861 (178 amino acids)
Source: RefSeq, a predicted model, not a curated record
GCUGCUGCUCUCCAGCCUCAGCAGGGGCGCCGGCCUGAGGCGGGGCACUUGUCCCUGCUGCCGCCCCCCAGCGCCUCCCGGGGGCUUCUGGCGAGGCAGGGCCUCGGCGUGGGGCAGCCGGAGGGGCCUUGCCCGCAGCGGCCUGGCCUGGCCUGGCUUACCUCACCUCACACCUUGGCCGCCGCCUAGGGAAGAUGUGUGUGAGGCGGUGGCCCCGGGUUGCUGCGGGCGGAGGGUGCUGAGGCUGGGUGCCCGUUCAUUGUUACUGUGUAAGCCAGGCUCCCUGAAGGAAAAGGGUGACAAACCUGGGCCAAAGAACUGAAAAUGUCAUCCGGUUUGGCUCAGGAGGUUCACCUUGCUAGGAGACAUGGAGAGAUACUGUCUCAGAGAUCAGAACUGCUACAGCAGAUGGAGACUUAUCUAGGAGACAAAAAGACUAAAAAGACAUGGCAAACUCAAGCAGCUGAUGCAGCUCAUAAAAGGAAUGCAGCACUUUUAAAUGAUAUAGAAGCAGCAGAAAAAAAGCUGCAAGAAAGAGUGUAUUUGCUUCCAGAUCCUGAUACUCUUAAGUUAGAACUCGAAGAAAGUGAGCCAGAGCCUAUUCUAGUUUGCCUGUCAACAGGAAUGGUAACUAACGGCGUGAUCCCAGCCAGGCUUUAUGCCCCAAAAACACUGCCUGCCUGUAAGGAGUGGAGAGAGACAUCAUUGGUGGAAUCUAGUUCCUGGUGUGAGACCCGUCUGGCCCAGGAGGCGGUUGAGGAGUUGGCAGAAUGCACAUCAUGUCCAAAGUCAACCCGACUGGGUGGCAAGAGGUUGCUGUGCUCGGGAGUGAAGGACAUCAACUCUUCUGCUCCUCUCUGAAAUGACUGAACCCUGGGCUAACAGAAGUAAUUUCUGGUUUGAAUUGGCUGGUGGGAUGGAGUGACUGCAAAACCUCUCAGAAAACCCCUGGUGGCAGGUAAGUGUUGGGCAAGGCUGAUGACCAUGUAACAACAGGGCUGUACCAGAGGGGACCAUCAAUGAGAUGUCCAGAGGCAAAUCAUAGGAUGUAGCGUGCAGAUAGCAGUGGAAGCUGUGGAGGUGACAGCAGAAAUGCCCUUGUACCUGGGGAACAGACCGUGUGGUCCCAUCCUGACCUUGGGGAGUAAAUGAGAAAACCAUCUUCUUAAUUAA